Messenger RNA from Salvia hispanica, 2326 nucleotides. RefSeq names its product putative methyltransferase PMT21. NCBI's taxonomy places the organism in Eukaryota, Viridiplantae, Streptophyta, Magnoliopsida, Lamiales, Lamiaceae. Gene Ontology annotation, cellular component: trans-Golgi network; cytoplasm; endosome. The record is from RefSeq and is a predicted model, not a curated record. Gene Ontology annotation, molecular function: methyltransferase activity.
CCUCAUCCUCUUCACUUCACUGCUCUCUCCCUCUCUCUCACUACCUAUUUAGACACCUCCCUUUUCUCAAUUGAGCAAACUUUUUUUCGCAAUUCCUUUCUGUAUUUUUGUUGAUUUGGGAAAAUACUAGCCUACAUUGCACCACCAGAUCUGAGUGUGUAGAAAAUUCUCGAGGUAAUGAAGCACAAGGAUGGGAAGCCGAUUCAUCAGCAUGAUAAGGUUUCUAGGAAAGUUCCCAUGGCAAUAAUGUUUGUGGUGCUGUGUGGAUUUUCAUUCUACUUGGGUGGGAUAUUCUGUUCGGAGAAGGACAAGUAUGCAACUAACGAGGUUGCUAAGGCGGCCGAGAAUCCGAAGGAAAAGCCUGUGAUUCCAGCUGCAGGGGCAUUGCAAAUCAAAGCUGUGAAGUUCGACGAAUGCCCUGCUGAUUUCCAAGAUUACACCCCUUGCACGGAUCCUAGGAGGUGGAAGAAGUUCAGCCUCCAUCGGCUUACAUUCAUGGAGCGACAUUGCCCUCCUGUGUUUGAGAAGAAGGAGUGCUUAGUCCCGCCUCCGGAUGGUUAUAAGUUGCCUAUUAGAUGGCCGAAGAGCAAGGACGAAUGUUGGUACAGGAAUGUGCCAUAUGACUGGAUCAACAAACAAAAGUCGAACCAGCAUUGGUUGAAGAAGGAAGGGGAGAAGUUCCUCUUUCCUGGCGGUGGCACUAUGUUCCCCAACGGUGUCAGUGAAUAUGUUGAUAAGAUGCAGGACUUGAUCCCAGGAAUGAAAGAUGGGACGGUUCGGACAGCCAUUGAUACCGGAUGUGGGGUGGCUAGCUGGGGUGGUGAUUUACUAGACCGAGGUAUUCUCACAGUUUCUCUGGCCCCUAGAGAUAACCACGAAGCCCAAGUUCAGUUUGCUCUCGAACGUGGAAUUCCUGCAGUGCUGGGCAUCAUAUCAACACAGAGACUUCCCUUCCCCUCAAGCUCUUUUGACAUGGCACACUGCUCUCGGUGCCUCAUUCCAUGGACUGAAUUUGGUGGAAUCUACCUCUUGGAGGUGCACCGUAUCCUCCGGCCUGGUGGUUUCUGGGUGCUUUCCGGCCCACCAGUAAACUACGAGAACCACUGGAGAGGAUGGAAUACCACUAUCGAAGACCAGAAAACAAAUUACGAGAAGUUGCAAGAGCUGCUAACAUCAAUGUGCUUCAAAUUGUACAACAAAAAAGAUGACAUUGCUGUCUGGCAGAAGUUAUCAGACAGUAGCUGCUACAAGAAGCUCGAAACCCCGGAUACAUACCCCCCCAAGUGUGACGACGGUACUGAACCGGACUCGGCUUGGUACACUCCCAUCCGGCCCUGUGUCGUUGUUCCUGACCAGAAGUACAAGAAGAUAGCACUGAAUUCCCUUGCCAAAUGGCCCGAGCGGUUGCACACUGCCCCCGAGCGUGUCUCUGAUGUCCGUGGUGGCAGCGAUGGCGCCUUCAAGCACGACGACAGCAAAUGGAAGACGAGGGCAAAGCACUACAAGAAGUUGGUCCCUGCAAUAGGAACUGAUAAGAUCAGAAAUGUCAUGGACAUGAACACUCUUUAUGGAGGCUUCGCUGCUGCCUUGAUCGAUGCUCCAUUGUGGGUGAUGAAUACCGUCUCCUCCUACUCUUCCAACACACUUGGCGUCGUCUACGACAGAGGACUGAUCGGAACUUAUCACGACUGGUGUGAAGCUUUCUCGACUUAUCCUCGUACGUACGAUCUUCUUCACCUCGAUGGCCUUUUCACUGCUGAGAGCCAUAGGUGUGAGAUGAAGUAUGUUCUGCUUGAGAUGGACCGGAUUCUGCGUCCCAACGGGUAUGCUAUCAUCCGGGAAUCGAGCUACUUCGUGGAUGCUGUGGAAACACUGGCUAAAGGGAUGAAAUGGGGUUGUCGGAAGGAGGAAACGGAAUACGGAUCGGAACAGGAGAAGAUCUUGAUUUGCCAGAAGAAGCUGUGGUAUUCAUCUAAGCAGAGCUCAAGGUGAUAUUUUGGGAUCAAAGGAAGCAUAUUUACAUACAGAGAUUGGGGGCAUUAUAUUUAUCCACACAAAGACGAGUUCUACACUGCCAUUUUGAUCAUAACUUUCAACCCAAGGAGGAGGAGAACUAGCUCAUUCAAUAACAAGUUCUAAUAUUUUAGUUUUUUUUUAAUAUAUACGUAUAUUCUUUUACAAGGUGGAUUGUAUCUCUUAUUCUUCCUCUCCUUGCAUCUAUUUCUACACCCCUUUGAAGCUGGGAAAUGUGUUGAGGGUGUUGGAAGUGGGAAUCGGUAGACAAACUUUUUUUUAGUAUCUUAAUGAGUAUUUGGAAACUCUUUAA